Messenger RNA from Leptosia nina, 2064 nucleotides. NCBI's taxonomy places the organism in Eukaryota, Metazoa, Arthropoda, Insecta, Lepidoptera, Pieridae. The record is from the annotation of a GenBank genome assembly.
AUGUACGUAAUAUAUCCCGCGGACGAAGUAGUUUCCCUAACGUACAGCUCGCAUUCGCUGCCACGGCCUCGGCAGCGGCCGACACUAGACAUUAUAGUCGGGCCGCCACUGGCUAGUGAGGCGCAAGAACCGUCAGCGCAACCCACCCCUACCCGCGCACCGUCUGUCCCCAUCACGGCGCCCCCAGAGCUAGCACCUCGCGCGCCGGCCUCGCCGACGCCCUCCAUAGAGCGGCCGGCUAAGCCGCGCGAGCGCACCAAAGCCAAACUCUUCAAGAAACUGGGGCGUCAUGAAGACAACGAAUUCGGAAAGAUAGUUCGAACCCCAGCUCCCGAUGAAUUUGAAUUACCCGCCCCCCUCCCGACGCCAGCUUUCUCCAGGAAGAAUAUCUUCGAUCGAGAUUUCGAUGCGCUCUUUGAAGUGGCGAGUACGCCGGAGUUCUGUGCUAACAUUCGCGUGACGACACCCGAACCGGACCGGCGGUCUGAUGUGGUGGCGCCGCAUUUUCCUUCGCCCUCGGCUUCCUCGCUUAGUUUGCUUCCCCCCCGUCCCCAAUCAGAACCGAUGGGAAACUCGACUCCGGUACUACCAUCCCCACAGUCUACGCCGCCGGCGCAGCGGUCAUCAUUUGAAGGAACAAAUUCAAAACCGAAGAAAGUCAGCUUCUUCCGUAAAUUUAGUCGGUCGAGGGACACUCCUCCACCAGCGCCGAAGAUGCAGCAGCCGUCGAUUGAGAUGGCCUUGCGCGAAUUGACACAUCCUUCGCACAAUGAACAGCUCAAGAACCAACAACAAGUCACGUUUAAAUUAGUGAAAACAGUGCAUGGCCCGAGUUUUCUGACUCGCAAAGACGUUCACAUGACGUAUAGACUCAUAUAUUUCAUUAUUUAUGUUCAUGUCUGGAUCGCGGCAGUCGCUUCCAUUUACAAAUACAUUUCUGCGUACCAGGAGGAUACCAUACGAUUCACGACACGAACCGAUUAUUUGGAUUGGAACACGACGUUUCCCUCGAUUACCAUCUGCCAAAUUGCUAAUAACAAAAUGCACGACUCGGGCGGGGAAAACGAAAAGCGGAUUAAUUUGUUGAAAAAUAUUGCCUUCUAUCGCGGCGAUUGUCCCAAUUGUAUUUCCAUUUGUGAUGAUAAAACUAACUGCGUUACUGACUUUACCCGUAUCACUUCUCAGUACCGUUCGCGGUGCGAAGAUAUGUUCACGAAUUGCACAUGGGAUGAUGAACCGGUGAAUUGCUGCCGACAUUUUAAGCCCAUUCAGACGGAGUACGGCGUGUGUUUCUCGAUGAAUAAUAUCCAAUUUCAUGACGAGCAAUUUUCAUAUUACGUCGCUUCGUCAGACCGACGUCACUUGGGGAGUCUAAGCGUUGCCCUCUCGCAGGAUUAUGAGGCAUUCUUACAUGCACGGGAGGACGUGCCCUUCUGGAAUAUGGAACAAGACAGAAGAAUAUUAGUUGGCUAUAACAUGCAAGCGAUUGUGUCGUUUUCCAUUGUGGAUAUAAUGAACGAACCCGAGGUGACAUCCACGGGGCCGGAUGUAAGGCAAUGCAGAUUUCCGAGCGAAGUGCCAAGCAAUUUCCACGGCUUCCCGUACUAUAGCUAUUCAGCUUGUAUUAUCCAAUGUCGUAUACACGAACAGCUGAAGUUGUGCUCUUGUACGUCCCAUUUAUCACCGCCAGUGUAUAGAGACAAAUUCUGUGAUCUAGAAGGUUUGCAGUGUUUAACAAGGAAUAACUAUAGGUUAAAAAGAAUGAAGGUUCCCGGGAUAAAUGCAACUGGCUUGCAGUGUGACUGUUUGCCGUCGUGUACUGAACCCGAUUACAAUAUCAUAGCGAAGAAGAUCAAUGUAUCGGAUGUCGGUGGAAGUGUAUCCUUUGUUCUGGGGAACCGGCCGUAUGAGAGAGUCACCAGGCAGUUGGCACACACGACAUUAGACUUCGUGGUGGCUGUUGGCAAUUGUUUCGGACUGUGCUUUGGCGGUUCUAUAUUGUCAAUCGUGGAAGUAAUGUAUUACAUAUGCUUUAAGCAAUGGAAGCAUACUAAUGUUUCUUAA